Molecule: messenger RNA, 2077 nt
Organism: Lodderomyces margitis
Lineage: Eukaryota; Fungi; Ascomycota; Pichiomycetes; Serinales; Debaryomycetaceae
Exons: 1
Biological process (GO): protein ubiquitination; SCF-dependent proteasomal ubiquitin-dependent protein catabolic process
Cellular component (GO): SCF ubiquitin ligase complex
Molecular function (GO): ubiquitin protein ligase binding
Source: RefSeq, a predicted model, not a curated record
CGAGAACGCAAUUGCAGAUGUCGAAGAUGCAGGCAUUACGGAAUCAGAGGGGGGACAGCUCUUUCACUCCUUGGAAGUCUGUGAACGCGUUCUCAAAGGUUGGAAGACUUGGAAUACGGCCAUCGUGAAACUAAGUCAAGUGUUUGGCUACCUUGAAAGAAACUAUUUGCGGUCACGAAAGUCUUCUAUAGUCGAAUACGGCAAGUCAAAAUUCACAAAGACAUAUUUUACAGACCUUUUACCUCCUGGUACUGAAAAGAACACCAGCUACGGAGAUUCCUUACUAAAACUGUAUGCGCUGAUAACUUUUGUGUUUUAUGAAGCAAAAUACUGGAAGACUUUUCCUGAAGAGCUCGUAAAUCGGGUACGCCAAGCUUUUAAAGGACUUACUACAUUGAUACUGUAUUUUUGGCCCACGGGUAAAUUAUGGUUUGAGAGGUUUCCGCAUGCCGUGUUGGGACUGGUAGCUUAUCCGCUUAAACAUGAACAUCAUGGAUGGUUUUGUAAUUACAAGUUCCAAAAUGCCUUUGAAAUUAGAAGGAGAUUUAUGAUUAUAGAUGAGGAAUGUGCAUUUUACUCAAGCUGUGGCGUAGAUACAACCGUGAUUGAUGAAUUGGUAAAUGAAUUGACAUUCAAUUUGAUUUUUCGAGACGACUUUAAUGAAAUAGUUUUGGAAGGUUUGGACAAGUUGCUUGAAUCACCCCAGGAAAUGCGAUUCUUAAAGAAAUUGUGCUUUGACUUAAAGAAGAAUAAAGCAAUUGAUGGCGAGCUAAAAUUGAAAUUUGUGUUGAAAGAGUAUUGUGAAAAGAAGUUUCAAGAGGCUAUUGAGAAAUACCAAUCUAAUCAGAUUGAUUCUCAAUUAUACCCGAAUGCAAUACUAUAUUUGAGUGCUGUUUUGGAGAAUAUCCGGCUGAAGAUGGACUUGCAUUUCACCGACAAGUUUGACACCAGAGGGUUAUAUUUCCCAUCCUUGCAAAAGGUAGUGAAUACACCUGUUAAUAACACCUUCGUAAUACAGCAGUUGUGCAAAUUAUGUGACUUGUACUUCAAAUCUAAACUAAAUUCCAUGGUGGAUUCAUUCCCCACUUUUUGCCAACGCAUUGAAAGUAUUUAUGAAGCAUUAUCUAAUAAAGUUGACUUUUUGACAGCUUACAAGAAGGAUGUGUCUCGAAGAUUGUUAUUGGGUAAAACUUCCAGUUUGGAUGAGGAACAUGCAUUGGUUAUGAUCUUUUUGAGUGGUGCUCGCAAUGCCGGAGAUUCUGUCAAUAUGGAAAGCAUGUUUGAAGACUUGAAGGCAUCAAUUGAGGUCUACUCUCGAUUGAUAGACGUACCUGAGUUUGAAUUCAAACCUUUAGUUUUGGAAAAAUCAAUGUGGCCCGACAUUCCUAGUCAAGAUUUGUCUACGGUUCAACUACCGACGGAAUGCACUAAUGUACUAGAUAAGUUUUGUAAAGAAUUUUGCAAAGCAGAUGAAAGAAAUGGCAAAAAGAAUUUGGAUUGGUCUAACUACAAGUUGCAUCACUUGACUAUUGCUGGUCAUUUUGCUGGUGGGGAGAAAUCCAUAACUGCAAACAUGUUGCAGGCAAUGGUCAUUCUUUUGUUUAAUGACUCUGAUGAGUAUACUUUUGAUCAACUUUUGGAUAAAACAAAGAUGGAUUCGACUCUUUUGCAGGCAGUGUUGCAUACCAUGGUUACAGGAAAAUGCAAAAUUUUAAAACAGCAAGGAGAUGUGAUUAAAUUCAAUCAUGGUUUUAAAGACAAGUCCAAGACAAUUAGACUCCCAAUAGUCAAGGAGACAGCUACUGCUACAGCAUCUAGCAGAGGAUCAUCAAUUGAUAAAGAGGUUGUUGUUGAUGUUAUUGAAAAAAACAGAAAUGAAGAAUUCAAGUCUGUCGUUGUUCGAAUCAUGAAACAAGCAAAAACAUUGUCAAUGACUAAACUUUUAAGUCAAAGUAUUGAAAUUUUGGAAAAACGUCGACCUGUUGCUGUGAUUGAUCUUAAAUCUGCUAUUGAGCGUUUGAUAACAGACGAAUUUCUUAAACGAAAGAGUAGAGAUGCAAUAGAGUAUAUCGCGUGA